AUGGGACACUCUAACGUAUGGAAUUCUCACCUCAAGAACUACGACCCUGGCUCUCGCGUUUGCCGGGUUUGUGGGAAUCCCCAUGGGUUGAUCAGGAAGUACAGCCUCAUGUGUUGUAGGCAAUGCUUCGAUAGCAACACCAAGGAAAUUGGCUUCAUUAAGUAUCGCUGAAGGGUUUUGUCCAUCUGUUCCACAA
This is a messenger RNA of Juglans regia (Persian walnut), 196 nucleotides long. RefSeq names its product 40S ribosomal protein S29-like. NCBI's taxonomy places the organism in Eukaryota, Viridiplantae, Streptophyta, Magnoliopsida, Fagales, Juglandaceae. Gene Ontology annotation, molecular function: structural constituent of ribosome; zinc ion binding. Bases 1 to 171 code for a protein of 56 amino acids. The transcript has a single exon. Gene Ontology annotation, cellular component: ribosome; cytosolic small ribosomal subunit. The record is from RefSeq and is a predicted model, not a curated record. Gene Ontology annotation, biological process: translation.